Molecule: messenger RNA, 822 nt
Organism: Lingula anatina
Lineage: Eukaryota; Metazoa; Brachiopoda; Lingulata; Lingulida; Lingulidae
Product: protein Star-like
Source: RefSeq, a predicted model, not a curated record
AUGGUGGGAUUUUACGUCAAAACAAUCGCCAACAGUGGUGGAUCAUCCUCUAGAUUUCAAGAGAAGGAAAGAAGCAGUAAGGACACCAAGGUUCUUCAAGAUCUUUUCUCGGGAGAACUGGACGCCCUGGAUUCCAGGCUAAUUGAGUUUGUGAGGCAUAGAAUGCUCUAUGCACCUACUAGGAGGCCUCGAAAGCUUAAGACACCCGACAAAAUCCAUUAUUCGCAAAACGGACAAAGUCGUGUGGUUGAUAAGUUGCUACACCAACGACGGCACGGUUUCUUUGUGGAGGCCGGCGCUUGGGAUGGGGAGGAAAACAGCAACUCUUUAUUUUUUGAAAAAUAUCGCAACUGGACCGGAAUACUGAUAGAACCCGACCCCCUAAACUUUGAACAACUUGUCAUGAAAAACAGGGAGGCAUUUGUGGUCCAAACUUGCCUCACGAGUAAACCCAUGUGGCUGGACUUUACGUUAUCCAGCAGACCAGAUAGUGGGGCGAUCAACCCAAUAGACAGCAGAAUAAAUGUUAAGGGAAAGAGCAAAUUACUUUGCCUGCCGAUCCAGACGCUUUUAAGCACCAUUGGACGGACACACGUGGACUUCUUUUCCCUCGACAUAGAGGGAGCAGAACUGGAGGUUCUCCAAGCUUUCCCGUGGGAUAAAAUAACGGUCGAUAUGUGGACAGUCGAAGUUCAUCAGCGUACCAAGAAUUACAGUCAGGCUUUAUUAGAUAUUAGAAGGGUUUUUAAUCGAACCGGGAUGUAUAAAGAAGUACAGCCACUUGGACAAGAUCUACUGUUUGUGCGAAAAGAUGUCCACUAA